Molecule: messenger RNA, 393 nt
Organism: Enterobius vermicularis (human pinworm)
Lineage: Eukaryota; Metazoa; Nematoda; Chromadorea; Rhabditida; Oxyuridae
Source: the annotation of a GenBank genome assembly
AUGACUAAGCUUUAUGAUGUUAUCACUGCUUACACUGUACCGAUUUUUCUUAUCACAUACAUUAUACUGUUUGGUUUAACCACCAAAGAAGAAAGUUUAUCAGCUGAAUUAUCCUAUGUUGAUGUAUGGAUUGGGUUAACAGCGUUUUGGUAUACCGUUGAAUUACAUGUAAUAUUUGCAACUUUAUUCCGCAUUUAUACAAAUAACAGAGGACGCGUGAAGCCACCGCCGAGUUAUGAGAAAGUGCUUGAAAUGGACAAACAAGCAAAAAAAUCAAAGCCACCAACUUAUGAAGAAUCACAAUCUGUUUAUACCAUAUUAAACUUGGAAAGUUUAUCACAGACUGUAGCACAACAGAAUGCUGAUCGCGAACUUUCAGCAAGCGUCGUUUGA